AUGUCCAACAAGACCGUGGCGGCGACAAACGCUACCAUUCCUGCCUGGAUUCCUUCAGGUUUUCAGGUCAGUUCGGGAAACACACACUGCCCGAACGCCGCCUCCGUCCUCACACACUUCGCCAUAUACAAUGCCAUCAGCAUCGGCACCUUCCUCCUCCUCGGCUCGUACCACGUCAAACGCCGCAUCAAAUUCUGGCUGAAGCCAGGCCUCCGACCGUGGAAGUUCUGGUCCGCAGCCAUCAGCGUCAUCAUGCAAAUCCUCGGGAUCAUCAUUACUUCGCUUCUGAUCCGCCGGAGCGGGUACAAAGCCGAUCUGUGGCAGCUCAUCCAGAUCUGGGCGAUCCGACCGCGGGUCAGCUGGUUCAUAGGGAACAUGCUAAAUAUCAAGAGGAGCUGGGGAUACAUGAACGGGGCGCUCGAUAACGUCGUCGUGGAAGUGUUUAUCUGCGGUCUCGGCUGUGUUUUCGUUGGACGGCUUGCGCGGCAGGCUCUUACGCACGCGAAUGCAGCGACUUCACCGCAAACCGGAACGAACACAUGGUACAUCAUAACAUGCGUCGCGAGCAUCGUCAUGUUGCUGUCGACGGCAUUCGAGAUCCUGUGGGCUCUGUGGGUCCUGAAGCGGGUAGUCGAGACGAAAGGGAAGGCGGAAGCGCAGGAUAUCGACAGCUUGAAGUGGAUUGUCAGGUUUAUGAUUCCUCUUACGUACACUUGUAGCUUUCUCAUUUGGGCAGCGUUUCUGAACUCCACAGAGGGCGCGUAUUGCCCGGGGAAUGUCAAAUAUGUCGACCUCACUUGGGGGUUGAUACCGGCAGUGACGAACUUGAUGCGAAUCUUCGUGGAGGUCUGA
Molecule: messenger RNA, 852 nt
Organism: Trematosphaeria pertusa
Lineage: Eukaryota; Fungi; Ascomycota; Dothideomycetes; Pleosporales; Trematosphaeriaceae
Exons: 1
Coding region: 1-852 (283 amino acids)
Source: RefSeq, a predicted model, not a curated record